Messenger RNA from Adineta steineri, 1218 nucleotides. Lineage: Eukaryota; Metazoa; Rotifera; Eurotatoria; Adinetida; Adinetidae. The record is from the annotation of a GenBank genome assembly.
AUGACAGCAGUAAAUCGCAUCGGCAUGGAUUCGACCACAGCCGAUGUUUCAUCAUCAUUAUGGCGUGCUGCCGAUACUUCAUCAUUCGAUGGAAGUUUUAUCUCAUCAUGGCGGGAUCAUCCACAUCCUCAUGAAUAUACACAUUUUCGUUUUUCUGAUCCUCAUCAUCAUUAUGAUCCAACAUCUUCCUAUUAUUCUGAUGCAGCUACUGCAGCUGCAGCUCUCGAUUCCUAUACACAAUCAACUGCAUCUUAUUCACCUUAUAUGGUACAUCAUCAUCAUCACCAUUCACCUUCAGCCACAACAACAUCAGCAACACCAUCAACUACUAAUUCAUCAUUAGUUAAACCUGAAACAGCUGCUGCUGCAGCUUUGCAAUCAGCGUUAAGUCUAUCAGCACCAAUGAAUGUUAAUGUUUCAAUGAAUUUUAAUUCUCAUAAUGUUCAAUAUAAUUCUGGUUAUGGUGCAAAUGUUAAUUCUUCAACAAAUUUUAGUAAUUCACCUUACGAAACAUUUUAUAAUCCAUCAGGUCCAACACAUUAUCCAUUUACUAAUCAUUCACCUGAAAUCAAAUCAAAUCGUUCAUCAUCUUAUUUACAAUCCGAUCCUGUUGCAACCAAACAAGCUAUGCUUUUAUCAGCAGCUGCUAAUUACGAUUAUAAAGAUCUAUCAAAAUUAUGUGAUUUUUUUCCAACAUCAACACCAAUGAAUUCUAAUGAAAAACGAACCCAUUGGUCCACACCUAAAUCAUCAACAAAUCUAAAAAAUAACGAAGGACGGAUAAAUCGUUGUCGGAUAUGUGGAAAAAUCUAUGCAAGACCAAGUACUCUCAAAACUCAUUUACGUACACAUUCGGGUGAAAAACCAUAUAAGUGUGAUAAAUGUUCAAAAGCAUUUACACAAGCUGCAAAUUUGACUGCACAUUUACGUACACAUUCAGGUGAAAAACCAUUUUCAUGUGAUAUAUGUGCAAGAAAAUUUUCUCAAAGUUCAUCAGUAACAACACAUAUGAGAACACAUUCUGGUGAACGACCGUAUCAAUGUAAAUAUUGUCGAAAAGCGUUUUCGGAUAGUUCAACAUUAACAAAACAUAUGCGAGUACAUAGUGGAGAAAAACCUUAUGAAUGUUCAUUAUGUCGUCUUCGUUUUUCUCAAUCAGGAAAUCUUAAUCGACAUAUGAGAAUACAUAUGAAUGGUGGAAGUCAUCAUACAAAAUAA